This is a messenger RNA of Penicillium angulare, 1083 nucleotides long. RefSeq names its product phosphoglycerate mutase family protein. The record is from RefSeq and is a predicted model, not a curated record. Gene Ontology annotation, molecular function: phosphatase activity. Bases 1 to 1083 code for a protein of 360 amino acids. NCBI's taxonomy places the organism in Eukaryota, Fungi, Ascomycota, Eurotiomycetes, Eurotiales, Aspergillaceae. Gene Ontology annotation, cellular component: cytoplasm. The transcript is spliced from 3 exons.
AUGAAAGUCUUGGCCCUCACACAAGCCCUUUUGGGCCUUGCUGCUUCAGUCCAAGCAACCACUGUGGAUUAUACAACAGUGACUGGCUAUUUUCUUCAAGAUGAGACCUCUACUGAUGCCUCAACAUUUGACUAUACUGCUGUCAAUUUCGGCCUGAUCAAUCGCACAUACCCUGCCGAUCAACACCUUCGAAACCCCCGCUCCUUAACUCAGUGGGAGCGUUUCUACCACCAGGUGCAAAAGUGGAAUGAAGAAUCCCCCAAAGAUGUGGAGUACAAGGUUCUUUUCCUGGGUCGCCAUGGCGAGGGCUGGCACAAUGCUGCCGAGACCUACUACGGCACCCCAGCAUGGAAUUGUUACUGGGCCGAAUUAAACGGUAACGGUACCGCUACCUGGUUCGAUGCCGCGCUCACCUCAGCUGGUGUUUCCCAAGCCCUCGUCGCCCACGACUUCUGGCAAAAGGAAAUUAAUGAGCAACGUAUCCACACACCAGACAACUACUUCGUCAGCCCGCUAGUUCGCACUCUCCAAACAGCCAACUAUACUUUCACGGGCCUUGAACUGCCAAAGGGCAGCGCUGAAUUCAAGCCCCUCAUCAAAGAGCUCUUCCGCGAAGGAAUCAGCAUCCACACCUGUGACCACCGCCACAACCGCACAUAUAUCCACGAUCUCUUCCCCGAGUGGCCCAUUGAAAAGGGCUUCAGUGAGGAAGAUGAGCUCUGGAAUGGAGUCACAGCGGAGACAAGUGCCGCGCAAGAUGUGCGUAGCGAGAAGGUACUAGAUGAAGUAUUCUUUACUUCGGAGUCUAUUAAGGAGAACUCUUUCGCGUCGGUCACUUCUCAUUCAGGUGAGAUUUCCUCUAUUUUGAGAGUUAUUGGGCACCGAACUUUCAGUCUGAAUACUGGUGCCGUUAUUCCUGUGCUCGUUCGUGCCGAGAGAAAUACUAAGGAGCGAGCGACUGUCUCGUCUGUUGCUUGGACUGCUAGUGCCCAUUGCACAGCGCCACCUGUGACAUCCGUCUCAGCUUGUGUUUGUCCAUCUAGCGCGGCACCUGUGACAACGCCGCUGGUUACUGAUGUUUGA